Micromonas commoda is the source of this 1731-nucleotide messenger RNA. RefSeq lists its product with no specific name. Gene Ontology annotation, cellular component: cytosol; intracellular membrane-bounded organelle; membrane. Gene Ontology annotation, molecular function: sterol binding. The transcript has a single exon. Lineage: Eukaryota; Viridiplantae; Chlorophyta; Mamiellophyceae; Mamiellales; Mamiellaceae. The record is from RefSeq and is a predicted model, not a curated record. Bases 1 to 1731 code for a protein of 576 amino acids.
AUGGGCGCUUGCAUUGGGCGCAUCUGCGAGCCUUUCACGGGGCGCUCUCAUGACCGUCUGACCGCCAGCUUCGCCGAGGCGGCGCUGCACCCGCUGGAGACACCGCCUGAAACACCGACGGGAGGGCUCCUCCAGAACGGCAACAAGCCGAGUGAGGAGGAUAAGGAGGACGACGACGACGGUUAUGAGAGCGCGAAGAGCGAUUUCAGCACGUGCACGUGGUCGAGUGAGCGCUCCGUGGGAGCCGCCGGCUCGCGGAGCUCCCAACGCACGCCGCCCCCUCCUCGCCUCGCCACGCUCGCUUCGCCCCAGCCGACCGCCCGGGGCGACGGGGGGGACCCGAAGGACCACGACGGCGACGCGUGCACGCCAGACGCGUGGCGCGCGCUCUCCGAGGCCACCGCCCACCUCGAAGACGACGCCCUGGACCGGCUCGAGGACGACACCCCGGGCGCCUCGAAGAGGACGAAGAGCCGACUGGGCGUCGCGGCCAGGCUAGCGAAAGUCGCCGCCGGCAUGCGCAUGCUCCGAGCCGUGGGGCGCGCCAUUUACUCGGCGGGUGGUGCACUCGACCUGACCGGGUUUGGCGGAACUCCAAUCCGUUGGCACAGUGGCCACUCCACGCUGAGAACGCAUCAUCGGGGCGAGUCGACGCUCCGAAGGUCGAACGGGGAGCCUCGGCCGAGCCGAGCGGCGCGGAUGUUUUGCCAGACAGACAGGGACUUCGGCAGGGCAUUGGGCACCGUGCGUCUCAGUAUUUGCGACUCGGAUAACGAGAAGGACUACGCGGAUCCCGCGAUCGACGGGGACUGUGGCGUGUUUCCCGACGGCGCCACCCCAGAGGGAAAUAUACUCCGCGUCGUCCGGUCCAUCAUCUGCGAUUUGGACGUUCCAAGACACCUGCAAAAGCCGUUCAACCCGAUACUUGGUGAGACUGCGAGACACGAGCUGCAACUGGUAGGCGGCUGCAAAGUAAAAUCGGUCAUCGAACAGGUGUCUCAUCAUCCUCCCAUCACCGCAUUUCACUGCGACGGUGACGGCGAUUGGGUGAUUCGUGGAUAUUUCCAGCCGAGGCCUCGGUUGUUGGGGGUCCACGCCGUCGAGGUAGAAAUGCUCGGACGACGUAUGUGGGAGGUGGGGCCGCGUGAUCGUCGUGAAAUUUACGAGAGCGAUUACUGCGGUUUCCUCUGGAAAUUUCUACCCAGGAUGAAGACGUCCCUUUCUACCCAGACGUGGUUCGUCGAGUGUAAGCAAACCAUGUUGAGGGCGGAGGUCACGCACGGAAGGAAGCGAAGCAUCAAGGGGAGGGUCUUUAACGUACUGAAACCUUCCGAGACGCUAUUCGCGAUCGACGGCGCCUACGAUUCGUGCGUCUUCGUGAAAGAGCCUUCGACGACGAAAGUUCACGUUCUGUACGACGCCGAGGAGGCCGCCGCUGCCGAGGAGGUUGAAGCCGACGUCGCCUUUCAACUUCCGGGCGACGAAAAAUCGAGCGAGAGGGUGUGGGGCAGCGUCAUCGACGCGAUGAACAGGGGCGCGUGGGACGAGGCUCGGGCGGGAAAGCGCAGGGUCGAAGAAGCCGAGCGGAAAGAGCGGCGGCGGAGGAAGGAUGCCGGCGAGGGGCCUUGGCGGCCGAGGUUCUUCGAAGAUGUGGACGGUGAUUGGGUGCUGCGCCGUUUGGGUGACAACGCCGACGAACCCAGAGGCGCACCGCCCAGACCAGACCAGUAG